GGGCAGGUGCUCAUCUCGUGGGCGCCCGCUCUACGGGGCGACGACGACUCCAUGCGAGUCAUUGAUCAUCCCAUAGGAUGAUCUCCCCGCGGUAGAUGUAUAAAAUAAACGCCAAUAGCGACUCAACAAGUUUGUAGUUAGCACCCUCUACACUAGUUCUAAUAGCUAAAGGCAAACAAAGAUUGGUAUCGUGCUUCCGCUUGGGUGGAUCUCUUGCGAUUUCGGCUGCAACAAAACAACAACAUCUUUUUUUGUUUUCAUGUCGCGAAGUUACCUCAUAUUUAGUACAGUUCGAGAAUUCAGGACUUCACUUGAGACUUGUAUAUGUCCACCAUGUCUGCUUGUUAAUGUCAAUAUGCUCAUUCGCUAUCGCUUCAUCAUUCUCGCGCACAAUCAACCGAACGGAAGGCGGAAGCAAAUCGCCCCCGGGUAUUGAAGCGCAC
Amoebophrya sp. A120 is the source of this 443-nucleotide messenger RNA. The record is from the annotation of a GenBank genome assembly. Lineage: Eukaryota; Dinophyceae; Syndiniales; Amoebophryaceae.